Diatraea saccharalis (sugarcane borer) is the source of this 1210-nucleotide messenger RNA. Lineage: Eukaryota; Metazoa; Arthropoda; Insecta; Lepidoptera; Crambidae. The record is from the annotation of a GenBank genome assembly.
AUAUUAUCAUAAGAAGUUUUUAAAUGAAGAGAAAGGGAAAGAUUGCCUAAUAAAGACGAGAAUGGAAAAGGAAACAAAAUCAAAAACCAAAGAUAAUAAGAAGAAAAUUUUAAAAGAGGAUAAAACAAAACAUGCUAAGCUUAAUACACAUGCAAACAUUUUUGGGCAUACUUUACAAUUAACGAAUAACAUAGUACCGUUAGUUAUUCCAUCUUUCAAAGAUAUUUCCUCGCCUAUAAUUUAUAACAUCAAAACUUCCAGAAAACAUAGAAGCCACGAGAAGAAACCUGACGUAGCUAGUAUAAAAAAAGAUUUAACAUAUAGCAAAGAGAAAAAACACAAAUUUGAAACAGAUAAAAAAAAGGAAAACAAACUAAAUCAUGAAAGCAACAGUCCUAGAGAAUCGUUAGAUCUAACAUCACAAAACACGUUGGAUGAUUUUAACUUGAAUAUUAAUCAAUCUUGUUCUUUUUCUGAAUCAACUGAUAUUAAAUAUAGAAAAGAGAAUAGUAAACAUAAAAGCAACAAGGGCAAUGCUCAAAAAUAUUUUGUAUCUAGUUCAUUUGAUGCUUUGGCCACGGAAUCAAUGAGCGAUGAAAGCAUUAAAAAGGUUAAAAUACAUUUAAUGAAUGAAUCUGAUAAAGUAAUAUUUAGUGAGUCCAUAAAAAAUCCUAUUAUAAACGCGAUAAAAGAUUGCUUAUCGCAGUUGACCAAUAAUUAUGAUGUCAACGUUAUUAUUACUGAACUAAAAACUGCUCAGAAAAUUAUUAAGUAUAAUAGUCAGAAAUUAGAUGAAGUUUUGAUGAAAUUAGCAUGUUUGGAAAAGAAAAUUACUACGCAUCCUGAACAUACUGCAAAAACUAAUAAAUCUCCAAGGAUUCGGUCCGCACACAAAGCUUCUAAGUUAGAAGAGUUAAGCGAAGAUCUUAUAGAAGUAAAAGAUGAACUCUCGGAAGAAGAUUAUAGUGAAACAUACAAUGUGCCUAAAAGAAGAUUAAGAUACAAUGGUAAAAGCGUAGUCGUUGCGAUUAAUGAAAAUAUUGAGACCAAGGAAGAAAAGAAGAAGGAGACUUUGGGAUGGGGUGAAAAAGUACCAGAAGGAGGAGAUCUGAACGCCUCUUCCUCUGUUAGUCAUCAGGCUGUACAACCUGAUCGUCCAAAUCGAAUACCAGCAAGGUUUUGUUGGACAGACGCGGAUAGAAUGAAAUGA